UAGGUGUCGGCAUCCACCACUAACGUAUGUUUGUGGACUUCCGUAAUACCAUAGACGAAGAUUCGUUUGCUGCUUGUUUAUUCCGUUGGUGAUAGCUAUAUAACGGAGUAAAAACGUGUCCACACGGUCUAUUUCAAAGACCGUUGGCAGAUUUUUUUCGUUCUUGUCUACUCAUCCACCAUCCGUCUCGUCAUUGCAUCCUCACAAAUGGCUGAUCCCAAAUACGCCAACUUGCCUGGAAUUGCGUCCAACGAGCCAGAUGUAUAUGAGACCAGCGAGCUGCCAGAAGAUGACCAGGCACAGUUUGAGUCGGAGCUGGAAGAGCUGUGCAGUGACAGUGUGGAGAGGAUCGUGGUCAACCCUAAUGCAGCUUACGACAAGUUCAAGGACAAACGCGUCAGUACUAAAGGAAUCGACUUCUCAGACUGUAUCAGUAAGAACAAAAGAGUGGGCUAUGAGUCUGGAGAAUAUGAGAUUUUGGCAGAGGGCUGUGGGGUGAAGGAAACCCCCCAGCAGAAGUACCAGCGGCUGGUCAAUGAGAUCCAGGAGCUCAGUCAUGAGGUGGAAACCAUCCAGGCGACCACGAAGGAUAGCAGUGCAGAGGAGCGUCUGACCCCAGUAGUCCUAGCCCAGCAAGCUGCCCAGCUCAAACAGCAGCUGGUCUCUGCCCACCUGGACACUCUGCUGGGACCACAGGCAUAUAUCAACCUAGCUGACCCAGACAGAGCACUGGCCAAGCGUCUGCUAACCCAGCUGGAGGCAGCGAGGAGCAGUAGGAGGAGUACAGGGGAGGGGAAGGCCUCAGCAGCAUCUAAAGCUCCCGAUGGUGUGGUGCUCUAUGAGCUGCACAGCCGGCCAGAGCAGGAGAAGUUCACAGACGCUGCCAAGAUGGCAGAGCUGGAGAAGCGGCUUGCAGAGCUGGAGACUGCUGUGGGCUCUGGAUCAGACAAACUGGGUCCUCUGAGUGCUGGGGUGCAGGGAGGCAGUCUCAUGGACACCAUGGAGCUGCUGCAGGCGCGGGUCAGUGCUCUGGACUCAGCCACUCUGGACCAGAUAGAGGCCAGACUGCAGAGUGUCCUGGGGAAGAUGAAUGAGAUUGCAAAGCACAAGGCAGCCAUCGAAGAUGCUGAUACACAAAACAAGGUGUCUCAGCUGUAUGACGUGGUGCAGAAGUGGGACGCCAUGGCAACCUCUCUGCCUCAGGUGGUGCAGAGGCUCCUGGCUGUCAAAGAGUUGCAUGAAGAAGCCAUGCAGUUUGGUCAGCUGCUGACCCACCUGGACACCACCCAGCAGAUGAUCAACAACUCUCUGAAGGACAACGGAACACUGCUCUCACAGGUAGGAAACACUACGACACUCACCACUUUCACACUGCUGUGGGACACAUUUCACACUGCUCUCACAGAUUGGUAGGACUGCUGCUGGGAC
Messenger RNA from Oncorhynchus gorbuscha (pink salmon), 1428 nucleotides. RefSeq names its product dynactin subunit 2-like. Gene Ontology annotation, biological process: mitotic spindle organization. NCBI's taxonomy places the organism in Eukaryota, Metazoa, Chordata, Actinopteri, Salmoniformes, Salmonidae. Bases 208 to 1413 code for a protein of 401 amino acids. The record is from RefSeq and is a predicted model, not a curated record. The transcript is spliced from 13 exons. Gene Ontology annotation, cellular component: cytoplasm; centrosome; dynactin complex.